CAUAUGCGCACGACUUACAUUCGCGUACCCAGAGAGAAAGAGAGAGACAUACACACGCACACACACACAUACGUCCGCGCGCGCAUUAUACUACACGUCCAUAUGAAACGAGACACGGGUGUUCUUCUGUGGGAUUUCGCCAUGCCGGCACGAUGAAUCUUUGUUGAAUUCGCUCGUUAAAAACGUCGUUCACUCAUCGUUUCACCGAUCAAAUAUUCGAUUUUGGCUGCAUAAAUUGGAGCUGGAUUCCUUUAUCUCCUAAGGUCAUCAUAAAUAAAAACCAUAAAUUCUCGUUGCAUCUUCGAAAAAUAAAUGAAAAGUAAAAACGUUAAAGGAGUAAAAAAAACGCAACGAUCAGAAUUGGCAAAUUAGAUGACAAAACCUGCAUUGAAGCUGAAACAAAUAUUAAGUACUUGAAAAUUUGAAAAACUUCCACCAAUACAAGUUGAACGCAGAAGAGAAAAAAUGGGUAUCCAAGAUUUGCAAGCCUUUCUCGACAGCAAUUGCGUUCAAGGCGGUGCCGUUCCGGUAGAUCUCUUCAAAAUUGCUCGCCAUGUGAUAAUGAAACAACGCAGCCGUAUAGGCAAAGGACAACAGCAACAACAAAACUCAGCCAUUCUUCGACUCGUCCUUGAUGGAGAAUGUUGCUUAGACAGAUUGUAUGGCGGAUAUUUUUCAGAUUGGGCUUGUGGUGGCCAGUGGAAUCGAAUGGUUCAAUUCUUAGCUGUUCUCAUACAAGCGACUGAACUUUCUGGGGUUGAAUUAGCUGUUUUUUUCAACGGUUGUCACGAAGCAGUGCGACGCGCGGAUUGGAUACAAAAUCAGUUGAAAAUGCGGAUAAAAGUUAACAACGUUUUGAAACAUAUUACUACGAAAGGAACUCCGCCACCAAAGAUUUGGUGGACACCUCCUGUGUGCUUGCGUACGAGCUUGAGAAUGGCUUUCAGACACCUGAAAGUUGCUGUUUUAUGCAGCAUGGACGAUCAUCAUCAGGAAGUUAUUGCAUAUUGUCGUGAGAAUAAUUUCAAUGGAUUGAUUGCCGAUGACGCCGAAUAUGCAGUCUUCGAUCCACCCCGAUAUUUCUCAUCAGAGCAGCUGAAACUCACUUACAAGGGUUCACUCGACACCAAGGAAUACAUGGUCUCUGAAUUGAUAAAAGCCAUUGGGAUACCAGCCGAUCGAUUAUGUAUUUUUGCCGCACUUCUUGGCAAUUACAUAUUAACGGAGCACGAUUUAAUAGAUUUUUAUAAAAAAUUGAACAUCAAUGUCGGUCCUAAUAAAACAAACGUUGAACAAUACAUUCGGGCCAUUGGAAAUUUCGUCAAAGAUUUGCCGUCUAACGAAUUAGACAUUGUGGGACAACAAAUAUUCGGUAAUCUGACUAAUCCGAAAUACUUCAAACUUCGACAAUCCGUCCAGUAUUACAUCAAUGGGACGAAGGAAGGAUUUUUGCAUUACAAGCCUUUAAAACCAGCUAAACAAAUCAACAAAUCUGAUUCUAAACAAACUGCACCUGUACCAGCGACCGAUCCUCCAGAAACAUCCGCUACAAUUCCAGAACAAGAUGCAACAAUGGAAACUUCGAGAUUCGCUUCCGAAACUCUGGAAAGCGAACAAGAGAGUCUCAAUGCCUACAAACAAGCGACUGCCAAUGCCAAAGUAGCCCCGCAAAUUGUAAUUGAACCUCCCGGUCUCUCAGGACAUGGUGAUGCCGAUAAUUCAAAAUCUGAAGAAGAACACACAAAUGGCCACGCAGUGAACGGGGUUCACAAUUUAUUGAUAAGUUCGUCGAGCUCGAGUAGCAGCUCGACCGUUGCUUCGCCCGCUCAUAUCAGUCCGGAAUCUGUAAAACCUGCAGAAAAAAUAACGAGCAUACCUAGCACUGUAGCCGAAGUAAUGCGAACGGCUUCGGAACGUCAUCAAAAAGGAUUAAUGUCCCCUCAUAUAUAUCAAAUAUUAACUGCGGGGGAGAUAAAACUACCGGUUUUGCUCGAAGACGAGAACCAUCGUGAAUUUCCAUCCAUUCAUCUUAUUUAUCGUCCCGUCAGACAAAUGGUUUACGCUAUACUGUUCAAUCUUCAUCAUAGAAUUUACCUUGCUACGAAGAGCAAGGAAAAAGGUGAGAGCGAAAAAGUGGAGGUCCCUGACGUCAUAAUUAAAGAAUGGAUAUGGUCCAAAGCAAAUCCAUACCAAACUCCGGCAUUGGUUAAAGCCGAACAGAUCGGUUGGGGCGUGCCGACAAUUCAACGUCUCUGGUUUGGCACUGUGAUCGAUGACAAACGACGUCGUCUACGAGGCUUCCUCACGUGCAUGCGAUCUGAUACUCCACUCAUGCUCAAUAUAUCAUACGUUCCCCAACACUUACUCGUUAUGGCCUGUGUUCUGAGAUAUAUUAUGACUUUCUCGGACAAAAUAAAGAUUCUACGUCGUCAGGAACUCGACGCUUUUAUCGCACAGGCAUUCUCGGCCGAUUUGAUGAACACUCAGUAUCUGCAGGAUCUACAGCUUUCUUUAGUGACACCUCGUGGUGUACAACUGGCAACGCUUUUCAUGGCUGGUGUAGAAACAGCUUUGCUAGCGAACGAUGCGUGUGGAGCACCCAUACCUUGGCUCAUGUGCUGUCCUUGGCUCUAUUUCGAUGGAAAAUUAUUCCACCAUACCCUCGCUCGUGCAACAAUAGCGAAAAAUCUUCUUGAACUCUGUGGUGGACACAUUGAGAGUGUAGUGAAAGUUGAGAGAAUGCGAAAAGCUAUUCUCGAAGGAGUCAACGUUGUUUUCGCUCGUCCACCUUUGCCUGUACCACCAGCAGGUAUACGUAUGGCAGCGGUACCACAAACCGUAUUACCAGCUGGUUGCAACGUGAACGAUAGUCUCGUACGUGGUCGUGGAAAUGCAAAUAUACCUCAGCGUGGCUUAAUCCGAAGACCGAUGCCUUCGCGUGGUGGCCAACUCGAAAUUGCUGGAGUGGUUGUUGGUCAGUGGGGCGCUAAUUACGGACAACCAGGUCGUUUGCCGCAACCGGUGCAAGGUCAUUCUCGUGGUCGACUGCCACCACAGAUAACAUCUAUUGGUGGAUUAAAAUGGAGCUUCCCCCGCUUUAUUCCUUCGGGUGCUCGAGCUUUUCCAGCCCGAGUAAACAAUCGCACUCCUACUGCUGGACGAGGGAAAAAAACACAAAUGAAGGCUACUGCCAAGAAGAAAACUACCGUUAAGAAAAACAAAGAAAACGAAAAGAAGGAAGACAAAAGUCAGGACAACGCCGCCGAAGAAAGCGGCGACGAAUCGCCUGAACCAGUAACAAGUAUCAACGCGAAAGAGAUCAUAUCGGUUAGUGGUCAAUUCGAUGACGCAGUUGAAAAUGUUAAAACGGUGGAAAAGGGUCAGGGCGAUGCGCCCCUCGUCACAUCGUAAGUGACUACAAAUUAUUACGAAAAAAUAUACACACAUGCACACACCGAAAUUUGGACUAAAAAAAACAAAGAAAUGACACUACAAAUACCCGGAUAUGACUCAAGACUGCAGCCAAUUUCGUUACAUACUCAUUGAAUCGUGAAGCAUCUGGAAAAAAAACGAGAAAAAUUAAAAUUUCCUCAAGGAUUCCAUAAAAUCGAGAAGACUUAAGUUGCUUCGCGACUCGAUGUGCAUGUGAAAUUCUGGUGGGGCCAAAAAAAACGAACUACCGUAUCAAACUCUACAAAACAAAAACCAAUGACUAACAGCGCCUCUUGAUGUGAUUUAUUGAGAAGCAAUGUUAAAGAGAAAAAAAAAUUGAAAUGCCGAGCAUCCCGAUUUUUUCGCGAGUUCGAAACUGUACUAUGUCCUCACUGCCAAAUGUGUACCAUGCUCCACGAGUUGGAAGAGAUGAAAUGAAAGAAAAGCAGAAAACUUCGAAGACAGAAGGAAAGUGAGAGGAGGAGGAGGGGGCGGGGGCGAAAAGAGAAGACAAAAGAAGUGAUCGUUUUAAUGCUAAAAAAGCAUUGUAAAUUACUUUGCUCGUGUGACACCGGUAAAAAAGGAAAUAAUAACAAUGGACUAGACUGAUUAGUGUUACGAGAGCGAAACAAAAUGAUGAAGGAAAAACGCUAAUUUUACUAACCGUGAACAAGUCGUCAACUGCUAUAAGUAUUUAAUUGUUAAGGAGCGUGUUUAUUUUUUUUACAAUGAUGAAAAAUGUAUAUUUUCCGGUAUUAUAUGAAAAUGCUUCGCUUUGUAUCGUCCUGAUUUCACAUGCCCGCACUUACGUAUUUGCUGAGCAUCUUCGUUACAAAAACAAGAUAAAAUAAACGAAAAAAUCAUCAUUCGAAACGCCUUUUUUUCGUUUUUUUUUUUAUAUAUAUCGAAAUGUUUUUACCAAUUUUUUUUCAUCUUCUCCUGUUAUUCUAUAGAUAGAUAUUUAUCUGUGGCGUGUGAAAUCCGGACAUCGCAUAGCGUAUAGAGACUGAUGCUUUUCAUAUAGGUAAAAUAUAUAUUUAUACAUAACGAUCGUUGAAUUUCCAAACAGAGUUGAACACGUAUCUGACAAAUAAUUAUUGCGCUCGUUUGGAGAUACGACGGUGUAUUAUUUAGGAAUAGGAUGUGUUUUCCCACUAGCGAAUUAUUCAUAAGUUGUUGAUUGAGCGAUUGAGGAUUGUACGUUUAGUGAAACUGUUGCUUAUGCGGUGAUGCUUGCGUGAAAAGAUGAGAAGAAAAUAAGGCGAAUGGGCGAGAGGAAAGAAGAAAGAGUGCGCAAGGUGGAGAAAGAAAAUGAAGUUUUCGAUAAACUAUUAUUUAUGAUAUUCAUAUUAUGUAUGUACGACUGUUAUUAUAAUGGAUGGAAGAAAGAAAGAGACAGAGCGUAUUCGUAUGCAUGUGAGUAGGAAUAUGAGAGAAUGUGAAUUUUAUGUUUGUUCGUUGGAAGUGUGUGUAUGUGUAUCAUAAGUAUAAUUCGCGUGUGCAGCAGAUAAAUGAAUAUUAUUAUAAAUAUAGCUAUGUGUAAAUAUAUAAUAUUCAUUAAUAUUAUAUAAUAUCGGUAAAUAUUAUGUAAUAUUACUGUUAAAAAAAAUAUUAAUAUAUACACAUAGAUUUAUAUUUAUGUACGGUCCCAUAGAGAUUUGUGGUGAAAGCAUCGAACGUGCAUUGAAGAUUUAGCAAGUUCGAAAGAUUGAGCCUUAUACGAUAAUAAUACCCGUGAGCGAAAUUGAAUCUGAUAUUUGGACGAUUGAAUCGCCACAUGUGAAAUUCAAGAUAUGAAAGGGAAUAAAACCAAUUGUAAUAUUUGCGAAUCGAUUAUGAUCGAAUUGGAAAUUUUCACAAUUAGCCAUUUGAUUCAGCUACAUCUUUGAAUCAAAAGAAAAACAAUGAGCGCAUAUUUUCUCAUGUGAUUAUCGAGACCGUAAUAAAAGGGAGAAUAGAGUAAAAAUGUGUUUGACACGUUUACAGCGGAUAGAGGUUAAUGAGCGCGAUUAAUUGUAAUUAAAUAAAUAUCGAAAACAAGCGAGCGUUUUCCGACACGAACAAGAGUAAGAGCGCGAACGAAAGAUAUGAGAGAAUGAUAACCGCCGUUACACGAGAUAAUAUAAUUGGAGAGAUGAAGAAUUUAAAGUGUUAUAUUUUUGUAGAUUUGUUAUUGCGUAAAAUAUGCAUUGAGACAAUGAAGAAAAAUUUAUAGUGAAUCACGGAGGGAUGCGAAAACAAGGAUUCAACAUCGGUUUGGUGAUAUCGAGCGAUAUUGCGUUUUCCUUUACUUCUUCAUUUUUUCCGUAAAUGCAGCAAGAGAAGAUAAACAAAAUGAAGAUACUAUUGAGCCCGCUUUGAAGGAUUAACAAAAAUUAAAUUCUUUCUCGAGCGUUACGCGAAUAUUAUGAGAGAAUUCAAGAUAAAAUGAAAAACCCAACUAGAAACAAGGUCUGGAUCAAAAUCCACUCUUUCUAAAACAUUGACAGCGAUUUGGGUACAGUUUUUAAACUUGCCUGCUUAUAAUGAAGGGACAAACGUUCGAAAAAUUUGUUGACAAUGUGUAGCAUUAUAAAAACUCCGCAUUGAAACGAAACAAAUGUCACAUUUCUACAUGUUACAUGUAUGUGUAGGUGGAUGUGAAGUGACAGAUAAUUUUAAAACAGUACGCUAAAUAUGCACUACAUCGCGCGACGUGCGUUUCUUUUUUGUUCUAUUAAAAAAAAUCCCGAACGAAUGUACAUUCGUGAGAAAGAAAGACCGAAAGGAAGAGACAAAAAGAAUAAUCGUUUCGAGAUAUCCAUAAGGACCAAAAAGAAAUCGGUGAAUCAGAGUUUGUACAAAACAAAAAAGCAAAACCUCAAAACAGAAUCUAUCGAAUUUGCGAGUCAAAGCCACACUUUUACGCUUUAGAAAUGGCUAAUAUAUACAAAACGAAAAUAAAAUAAAAUGAGAGAUGAACAAAAAAACGAUUUCCUUCCCACAGAAAUCGUUCGUCUUGACAUCACGUAUACUUCUCGAACGGAAAAAUAAUAAAAAAGAAUAUGAAACAUUACGAUGAUUUCAAGCUACUGAGAAAAAUAAAUAAAGGAUAAAUCAUGAUGUACUAUCAGUUGCCGCUGCGCUGAUCAACGUGAAGCUUGCGAUAUGAAAAAACUUAAAACACGAAUCACUUCAUUCAAGUAUUCGAUACUUCAUUAAAGUACGAGAACAAAAAGGAAGAUUAAUUCAAAAUAAAUGGAGGAAAACUAAACGAAGACCGAGAGAGUUCACAUUAAUCCACAUUACGUAAACCGAAAAUGUAAAGACAGCAAAAUAUAUUAUACAUGUAUAUGUAACUCGAUCGAUAAGGAUGGAGUUAUUGACAUAAAAAAAAGAUGACAGAAAAGUUGAAACAAAGAAAUGAACUCAUGACGUAAUGAAAAGAAAAAACACAGGCGCGUUAAGGGUGCCUGAUUUUUUUCGUUGUACCCGCGGUAGUACAGGGGCCCACUGAAUUUGUCUACGACUUGUUAUUUUAUAAUGAGAAAAAAAAAGCAACACGAUUACAAGAGGAAUAAAAAUUAAAUCAUUAUAAACUAUUGUAUCUUGUACUUCUGACUGUCUGUGAAAAAAAAAAUCGAAAAAAAAACCAAACCCUGAUUCUUAUCCAUUGAAUUUCGUAAGUGGAACCAAUAAGGAACUGGAUUUUUUUUCAAACGCACACAGACGAGCGAUAUAUAAAUGUAUUUACAUGUCGAAAAGCUCCACUUAUAGCCUUUGUCCGAUGGAGCAAUUAGUUUGCAAAAUUGAUUUAUAUUUUUUUUGUUUUCACCGAGAUAAUUAAUAUAAUUUUUGUCUCGUAUGAUUAUAUUGCUGUAGUAUCUAUUUUGUGAAGAAUACCGGAAGCAUCGUUUUUGGUUUUUUUUCUAAUCGGCUGGCAUACCGACAAUUGACUACGUUUACACGGCGCUUUUAUUCCGAUUUUGUAGUAUAUACCGACGGGCAUAUUUAUAUAUAUAUCAAUAGAUAUGUACUUUGUAUAUCUAUAUUCAUAUAACUAAACUGGAAUAAGAGCACCGUGUAAACGUAGUCAUUCUCUCAAAUAAAAAAACACUCGAAUUUCCACUCUAUUCUUUGUUUGCAUCGUUUUCUCUGAAAAUAUAUAAUCACUGAAAGUGUAGAAAACCAAAAACCAUUAUAAAAUUAUUAUUAUCUUCGUUUAAUCGAUGAACGAGCUGAUAGUAUGAUUUCACUUUUUUUAUAUCAAUGAGAUAUACGAUUGAAUUAUAUUCGCAAGCUCGUAGAGAACGUUUUGUCACGUAAAUGAGCAACAGCUCAACUCAUUUGAAUAUAUUUUAACCGAAUAAACAAUAUCGAGGAUUGAGAUCCUCAGAUUCUCUAUAAUUUUGCUUUUUUUUUUUAUUUUAGUUCUCGCUUUACAAUUUAAAAAACAAAAUAUAAAGUGUACCAAACGAGAAAUUUUCUUUUUUUUUUACUUAUAGAAUCACGAAAUAUACUAAUGUAGUAAUGUGCUGGAAAAAAAGGAAAAUGUAACAUUUAACGAAAAUAAGAAAAAAAUCACACACACAAACACUAUUGAUGUAGUUGAAAAAAGCACAUGUGGGCCCCAUAUUUAUAAUGUUCUUAUUGAAUAUCACAUAAAAAAUAUAUUCCGCUAUUAAUUUCUCAUAGCUAAAGAAAAAAAGCGAGUGUCGAUCGAUAACGCGCGCGUAUAUCUAAAAAAAACUUUCUUUUGUUCAUUGUAAGCUUGCUUAACCGGUUGAUUUUUUUCAUUUGUGUUUAUAUACAUUUCGUAAAAUUAUGAACGUAAUUUAACAAAAUUUAGAUGAAACAAAAAAAACAUAUAAUGUGAUGCGCUGUCAAUAUACAAAUUAUUCGCAAUCGAAGCCCCAAUCGAAAAGAUGUAAUAAAAAAAUAGAAGAAGAGAAAUGGAGCGAUCUCCUUCGAAACUCACAUUCAUCGAUUUAUCGAAAUCCUGUAAAUUUACCUGUGUAAUCCGUAAUAAGCUAUUCUGCGUAUAUUUGUGUCUAUAGUGUCAAGCGGAGCUGAUUCUGUGCUUUUCGCAGCUUUUUUUCAACAUAUGCCUGGAAUAUUUGAAAGAUACGUACUAAAAAUCCAAUCGAAUCAAUGGAAAAACAAGACAUGAAACAAGCUUAUUAUCUAUGGCGCAAAUUAAAUCUUCGAAUGGACGAACUUUCGACGCGAUUGUCCUGAAGCAUACGAGAAAAAUAAGAAUCAGUGCUGGUUAUACACACACCCAUACAUAUGGCGAAUCAUUGACACUUAUUGAAAAGUUAAAACAAACAGAAUAAAAAUUUCAAUCCAGACCCCUUUAACGGAAAAAUCCACAUGUUUGGAACGUAGAAAAUAAUUAAUCAUAUUCAAUAUCAAAUAACGACGAUGUAAACGUGAUGGUUAUUAAAAAUAUUCGACAAAAACUGA
Molecule: messenger RNA, 8877 nt
Organism: Venturia canescens
Lineage: Eukaryota; Metazoa; Arthropoda; Insecta; Hymenoptera; Ichneumonidae
Product: constitutive coactivator of PPAR-gamma-like protein 1 homolog
Exons: 16
Coding region: 466-3411 (981 amino acids)
Cellular component (GO): nucleus
Source: RefSeq, a predicted model, not a curated record